AUGGAAGCACCCCCUUUCCCAAAGGUUAAGCUUCCUACAAUAGACCCCUUUGAUGGAACCACUGAUCCAGAUGAUCACUUGUCUGCAUACAAACACCAAAUGUAUGUCCAUACCGUGGAUGAUGCCACAUGGUGUAAAAAUUUUGCAGCCACCCUAAAAGGUGUGGCUCAAAAAUGGUUUAGCAAUCUUCCCCCUAACUCAGUGAAUAAUUUCAUAGAACUUAGCUGUCUAUUCACCAGUCACUUUGUGGCAAAUCCGCAAGAACAAAAGAUUAGCAUCCGCUUGGGUAAGAUCAUCCAAGGACCGAGAGAAGCAUUGAGAAGUUUUGUUAAGAGAUUCAAUUUAGAGGCUUUGCAGAUUAAGGUUCUCAAUGCUGGGGUGGCUUUUGACGCCUUCAUUAGAGGCUUAAGGCCAGACAUCUUAAAAUUCGAUCUUGUGAUUCACUACUUGAGCGGAGACUCUGAGAGAGCUGAAGCAUUCAUUCAUGCUACUGAAGUCUGUGCAGAAGCAAAGCAUCCAGAGACCAAAAAUGUUGAGGAAUCAAUUUAG
Messenger RNA from Beta vulgaris subsp. vulgaris (sugar beet), 549 nucleotides. RefSeq lists its product as uncharacterized. Bases 1 to 549 code for a protein of 182 amino acids. Lineage: Eukaryota; Viridiplantae; Streptophyta; Magnoliopsida; Caryophyllales; Amaranthaceae. The transcript has a single exon. The record is from RefSeq and is a predicted model, not a curated record.